CCACCUUUUCAAAGACUGCUCGACGAGUCGUCUGGGGCGCGGGUAAUUACCCCCCUUAGAAUAUUAGGAUGCUUAGAUAGGAAAACUGUGAACUUGUCUCGUGCGAAAAUAUUAAAAUAGUCUGCUGACCGAAGAACGAAUACGUGAUAGUGAAAGCACAACACUUGCCCAUCUCUAAACUCUCGAAUUUACUUACAGAAUAGCAGGCACGGUCUGGCUGGUUAUUUGACAUUUUUUAAUUAUAAAAAUUCCAGAAUAUGUUUCUACUACUUUGCUAAUCAAUUUUAUUUAAAUUAUCUGUAUGUGAUUGGACUAUACAGUCUAUUCUUUGAGUUGAACUGUGUCUUUGGACUGCAUAUCGAGGAGGAAAAUGGGGGAAAUGGGGCCUGGGGAAUACUUCAUUUGUGGGGGUUUCGGAGGAAUAUGUACAGUUUUAGUAGGACACCCCUUGGAUACAAUAAAGGUCAGACUGCAAACUAUGCCUAUAACAAAGAAGGGUGAACAACCACUUUACACAGGCACACUAGACUGUUUCAAAAAGACAAUCAGGAAUGAAGGCUUUAGAGGGCUGUAUAAAGGUAUGGGAGCACCACUGGUAGGAGUAGCCCCAAUAUUUGCAAUUUCCUUCAUGGGCUAUGGAGUGGGGAAGCAAAUUUUUGGUCCAGCUAAUGGUUCCCAGUUAUCAUACAUAGAGUAUUUUACUGCUGGAGCAUUUUCUGGCAUUUUUACAACUCUCAUAAUGGCCCCUGGAGAAAGAAUCAAGUGUCUUCUCCAAAUACAACAUGGCAUAAAUGCCCCUAAAGUUUAUGAUGGACCUGUAGACUGUUUGAAAAAGCUUUACAGGCAAGGGGGCAUCCAAAGCAUUUAUAGGGGAUCUGCUGCUACAAUGUUAAGGGAUGUACCCGCUAGUGGAAUGUACUUCCUCACCUAUGAAGCGAUCAAGGAUGCCAUCACCAACAAUCAAACUGAACCACCCAGUAUUCUAGGAACCAUUGUGGCGGGCGGGGCAGCUGGUAUAGCAAACUGGGCUGUUGGAAUGCCUCCUGAUGUUUUGAAAAGUCGCUUGCAAACAGACAUGUGUUCAAGACCGUGUCUGUGUACCUUGGAGAAGAAGUGCCCGUACUGCGCAUUUACGAACAGUCAGCGCCUGAUUCUGGACAAACUGUUAAGGCCCCGUGUACGGGUAUUGCAAAAUGUUCAAGUUGUACCACCACGCGAAACCGUUGACCCUUCGCUGAACGGGCACCCGCAAACGAUAGUGUUGUGAAUGAGCAACUCAAUCGCGACACGUGGAUCGAAGAUUUGGCGCGCAACUAGAACGACUAAAAACGGAACGGUGUGCAGUAAAUGACGAACUUGAUAUGUAGAAAUGGGACAAAAAACAACAACAACGUGUAGAAGCUCCCGAAGGAACUUACAAGAACGGUAUCAGGGACGUAUUCACCCAGCUGAUGAAGAAUGAAGGCGCCUCAGCUCUCUAUAAAGGAAUUACUCCAGUAUUGAUUCGGGCUUUUCCAGCAAACGCUGCCUGUUUUGUUGGUUUCGAACUUUGCAAGCAAUUUUUGGACUGGCUCUUCCCAAGACACAAACUUGUUGAAGUGUCUAAUAGAACUUGACCAAGUCAUGGGCGUGUUGGGAUGGUGUAUUAUAUAAUAAUAAUAAUAAUAAAUUGCCUUUAUUCGAUCCUUUUACGUAAUUUGUCCAACAUACAACAGUAGGCAUUGAUGAGUGACUAAAAUUUUGAGAAUCGAAUCGGUGGAGUGCCAACUCAACCGGACAUCCUAAUAUGAAAUUGACCUUUUUACGUAUAUGUUUUUUUUAAAUAAUUUGUUGAAAAUAAUUUAUAAAUACGUUUAAUAAUAAAAAAAUAAUCAUACAGUUCUAAAACAUCAUGGUGAAUGCAGGUGUUAGGUGAAUAUUAGGAAAUAUUUUUUCAAAUAGUUUUGUGAAGCAUACCACAUCAUUUGUGGCAUCCCGAAUAAGGACUGUGUGAAAAAAAACUUGUUAAAAAUUGUUAAAAAAGUACAUCUGGCGUUACUGGGACACCAAGACAUUGGAGUUUCGCUUCUCUCAAAACUACCUUUUUAUUCAUGACAUUAUCAAUUUAUUAGAAAUUUUUGAUACGCACAAUUAAAAAUUGUCGCUACAAAAGUUAUAUGGAACUCGAAAAUGACAAUGUUUUAGAAAACAAUGUAGGUUGGAAGUGAAUCUACCUCAACUUGUUUUUAUCAUGAAUAUACAGAUAUUUUUCUAAUGGGAGAUGAAGUAUUCUUAUUCAUACUUUGCCUAUGUAGUUAAAUAUAAAUAAAUAAACUUUUAUAUUGUUUA
This is a messenger RNA of Acanthoscelides obtectus, 2328 nucleotides long. NCBI's taxonomy places the organism in Eukaryota, Metazoa, Arthropoda, Insecta, Coleoptera, Chrysomelidae. The record is from the annotation of a GenBank genome assembly.